This is a messenger RNA of Symphalangus syndactylus (siamang), 8527 nucleotides long. It is a transcript of the gene PPP2R3A, whose product is annotated as protein phosphatase 2 regulatory subunit B''alpha. The record is from RefSeq and is a predicted model, not a curated record. NCBI's taxonomy places the organism in Eukaryota, Metazoa, Chordata, Mammalia, Primates, Hylobatidae. Gene Ontology annotation, cellular component: protein phosphatase type 2A complex. Gene Ontology annotation, molecular function: calcium ion binding; protein phosphatase regulator activity. Gene Ontology annotation, biological process: protein dephosphorylation.
GUAGGGGCCUGUGGGUGGCUGGGCGGGGCGCGCUCGGGCCUCAGCUCUUCACGCGCCGCAUUCGUAGCCCGAGAGUCCGCGCCGCGGGGAGGCUUGGAGGCGAGCGCUGCCCGCGAGCCGAGGCAGCCGCCGGAGGAGGAGCCGCGGGCAACGAGGUUUCUCUGUCAUUCACAGAAAAAUGGAUCAUUUAAACCUUUGGAGGACUCAGUUAUCACAAUACUUCUCUACUACCAACUAAGCUUUAUGAUAGUAAAUUUAUGACAGCAAAUUUCCAUGUUAUAGAACUGUUGAAGAACUAAAAGAGGAUAUUCUUUCAUCAGAAUAAUUCUGCAGUAUCAUAAUAUUACUAAAAAUUAAAAAGCACAAUUACUAAAUUAUUAAAUUCGCCAGUACGAGCACACAUGUGCAGCAGCUACUGUAUCCUGAUAGUUACCAAAUCUCAAAUAUAAAUGGUUUCCCUUCAUGGGAAAAGCCAUUAUAUUUGGAAGAAACCACUGAACAUUGUUAUUAAAUAUAUUUUAAGCUAACUGUCAUGUAGGAGAAUUUUCAUGAAACAAGUUCUAGAAAGUUCCAAGUCCCACCAGUAAGUGGAUUUGAUAUUAUGGCAGCAACUUACAGACUUGUGGUUAGUACUGUGAACCAUUACAGCAGCGUGGUGAUAGACCGGCGUUUUGAACAAGCUAUACAUUAUUGCACUGGAACCUGCCACACCUUCACACAUGGAGUUGACUGCAUUGUGGUACACCAUAGUGUUUGUGCAGACCUCUUGCACAUCCCUGUGUCUCAGUUCAAAGAUGCAGAUCUGAACUCUAUGUUUCUACCCCAUGAAAAUGGGCUUUCUUCGGCUGAAGGAGACUAUCCCCAACAGGCCUUCACAGGCAUACCCAGGGUCAGGAGAGGAUCUACAUUUCAGAAUACCUGCAACUUAAAGGACAUUGCAGGAGAAGCAAUCAGUUUUGCCAGUGGGAAAAUAAAAGAAUUUUCCCUUGAAAAACUCAAAAACUCUAACCAUGGAGCUUACAGAAAGGGAAGGAAAGUUAAGUCUGACUCAUUUAAUAGGAGGUCAGUUGAUUUGGACUUGCUUUGUGGCCAUUACAACAAUGAUGGGAAUGCCCCAUCCUUUGGUUUACUGCGGAGUUCCUCAGUUGAGGAAAAACCUUUGUCUCAUAGAAACUCACUUGAUACGAACCUGACUUCCAUGUUUCUUCAAAACUUUUCUGAAGAAGACUUGGUUACUCAGAUUUUGGAAAAACAUAAAAUAGAUAAUUUUUCUUCUGGGACAGACAUAAAGAUGUGCUUGGACAUCUUAUUGAAAUGCUCUGAGGAUUUAAAAAAAUGCACAGACAUCAUAAAACAAUGCAUAAAGAAAAAAUCAGGGAGUAGCAUCAAUGAAGGAAGUGGUAAUGAUACAGUUUCUAGCUCUGAAACUGUCUAUAUGAACGUAAUGACCAGGUUAGCAUCCUAUCUGAAAAAGUUACCAUUUGAAUUCAUGCAGUCUGGGAAUAAUGAGGCUCUAGAUUUAACAGAACUGAUCAGUAAUAUGCCUAGCUUACAACUGACUCCCUUCUCCCCAGUGUUUGGCACUGAACAACCCCCUAAAUAUGAAGAUGUUGUCCAGCUCUCAGCUUCUGACUCUGGACAAUUUCAAACUAUUGAAUUGCAAGAUGACAAGCCUAAUUCUAGGAAGAUGGACACUGUACAAUCCAUUCCAAACAACUCCACAAAUUCCUUAUAUAACUUAGAGGUAAAUGAUCCUAGAAUUCUAAAAGCUAUCCAGGUCCAAUCACAGUCAUUAACCAUGAACCCUUUAGAAAAUGUUUCUUCUGAUGACUUAAUGGAAACUCUUUAUAUUGAAGAAGAGUCAGAUGGAAAGAAAGCAUUAGAUAAAGGACAAAAGACAGAGAAUGGACCUAGUAAUGAGUUAUUAAAGAUAAAUGAACACAGAUCAGAAUUUCCAGAACAUGCUACUCAUCUUAAAAAAUGCCCCGCCCCAAUGCAAAAUGAAAUUGGUAAAGUAUUUGAGAAAUCAUUUGUUCAUCUACCUAAGGAAGACUGUAAAUCAAAAGUUUCUAAAUUUGAAGAGGGAGACCAGAGAGAUUUUACGAAUUCCAGUAGCCAAGAAGAGAUAGAUAAAUUGUUAAUGGAUUUGGAAUCUUUUUCACAGAAGAUGGAGACCUCUCUAAGAGAGCCACUUGCAAAGGGUAAAAACUCUAAUUCUUUAAAUAGUCACAGUCAGUUGACUGGUCAGACCCUUGUAGAUCUUGAGCCUAAAUCUAAAGUCUCUUCACCCGUAGAAAAAGUCUCACCUUCCUGUUUAACAAGGAUUAUUGAAACCAAUGGACACAAAAUAGAGGAAGAGGAUCGAGCCCUCUUACUGCGAAUCCUGGAAAGCAUUGAAGACUUUGCUCAAGAACUAGUUGAAUGCAAAUCAAGCAGAGGGAGCCUAUCACAAGAAAGGGAAAUGAUGCAAAUUCUACAGGAAACCUUGACAACUUCCUCCCGGGCCAAUUUAUCAAUCUGUAGAAGUUCUGUUGGUGAUAAAGCCAAAGAUACUACUUCAGCAGUUUUGAUUCAGCAGACUCCAGAGGUGAUCAAGAUUCAAAAUAAACCAGAAAAGAAACCUGGAACACCACUCCCACCUCCAGCCACCUCUCCAAGUAGUCCCCGACCUCUCUCCCCGGUUCCCCAUGUGAAUAAUGUUGUGAAUGCGCCAUUGUCCAUAAACAUUCCACGGUUCUACUUUCCUGAAGGACUGCCAGAUACCUGUAGUAAUCAUGAACAGACUCUAAGCAGAAUUGAAACUGCUUUCAUGGAUAUUGAAGAUCAGAAAGCAGACAUUUAUGAAAUGGGGAAAAUUGCAAAGGUCUGUGGCUGUCCUCUCUAUUGGAAAGCCCCCAUUUUCAGGGCUGCAGGGGGAGAGAAGACAGGAUUUGUGACAGCACAGUCAUUCAUUGCCAUGUGGAGAAAGUUGCUGAAUAACCAUCAUGAUGAUGCCUCUAAAUUCAUCUGUCUUCUUGCAAAGCCCAACAGUAGCUCUCUAGAACAGGAGGAUUUCAUCCCUCUACUUCAGGAUGUGGUGGAUACCCACCCUGGUCUCACGUUCCUGAAAGAUGCUCCAGAAUUCCACUCCCGCUACAUCACCACGGUUAUUCAGAGAAUAUUCUACACAGUCAACAGAUCUUGGAGUGGAAAAAUUACUUCGACAGAGAUAAGAAAAAGCAACUUUUUGCAAACCCUAGCACUUUUGGAAGAAGAGGAAGAUAUAAACCAAAUUACAGAUUACUUCUCCUAUGAACAUUUCUAUGUUAUUUAUUGUAAAUUCUGGGAACUAGAUACUGAUCAUGACCUCUACAUCAGCCAGGCCGAUCUGUCUCGAUACAAUGACCAGGCUUCAUCAAACAGGAUUAUUGAAAGGAUAUUCUCUGGGGCAGUAACAAGGGGAAAAACAAUACAGAAAGAGGGAAGAAUGAGCUAUGCAGAUUUUGUUUGGUUUUUGAUCUCUGAAGAAGACAAAAGGAAUCCUACCAGCAUUGAGUAUUGGUUCCGCUGCAUGGAUGUGGAUGGAGAUGGUGUACUCUCCAUGUAUGAGCUGGAGUACUUCUAUGAGGAGCAGUGUGAACGGAUGGAAGCCAUGGGAAUUGAGCCCUUGCCAUUCCAUGAUUUACUGUGCCAGAUGCUUGACCUAGUGAAGCCAGCCAUUGAUGGCAAAAUAACUCUAAGAGAUCUGAAGAGGUGCAGAAUGGCUCACAUCUUCUAUGACACUUUCUUUAAUCUGGAGAAAUACUUAGACCAUGAACAGAGAGAUCCCUUUGCGGUCCAGAAGGAUGUUGAGAACGAUGGGCCUGAGCCCUCAGACUGGGACCGGUUUGCCGCUGAGGAGUAUGAGACUCUUGUUGCAGAGGAAUCUGCCCAAGCACAAUUCCAGGAAGGCUUUGAAGAUUAUGAAACAGAUGAACCUGCCUCUCCCUCUGAAUUUGGAAACAAAGGCAAUAAAAUAUUAAGUGCAAGCUUUCCAGAGAAAUGUGGAAAGCUUCAAUCAGUGGAUGAAGAAUAGUUGCCGGUGUCUACAAUGAAACGAAGAUGUGUAUUUUAAAUUUUUCUUUCUUGUGAAGAGAUGUUCUCGUUUGCAUACUGCUUUUUAAAGACUUUGAUUACUCCAAGUGUGUAUCUGCACUGGGAACUUUGUUUUUAAGCAAUAGGUCUGGAUACACAUUUAACUUAGGAGACUCCUCCAAUUUGCCUCAAACCUCUUACGGAGCUUCUCAGAAGUGGUACCAUCGCCUUCCAAAGUCAGCACCCUACACUCUUGAAUGUACCAAGGAUCUCUUGGGGACAGUGCCAAGCACGGUUCUCUACACAGGUGACUGAAGUUGCCUCUGUGUUGGCUGGCAUCCCUGAGUCCCCUCUGGGCUCCUAUGGAGCCUAGAAGAAACCUUCACUUGCAGAAAACUUGAGUCAGAAAAUUCUGGAACUUGAAAAAGUAAUAAGGGCCUCCAGAAUUGACUUAGCCCUAGUAAUAAAAGCACUGCCAAAACAUCUCAGAGACUUCUUUUAAUUAAUUAUAUGUAUACUGGAGUUCAAAGAUCUUUAACUUACCUGGCUUAAUGUAAUUUCACAGUUACUUGCCAAACUACUAGUCACUUUACAUCCUCAGGUAUUUUAACCACUGGGCCUUCCAACUUUGCUGGCAAGCUCUGGUAACCUCCCUGACUGUGGAUCUUAUAUAAAAUCUCAAGAUAAAAAAAAUACUUCUUAAAUGAAGUAUAGAAUUUGACUCAUACUUGGAAAUAGCCCUUUUAACUUAUCUUUUAUUCACUGAACUAUUGAAUGAUGUAUUUAAUCUCCAGAUUAGUUGAUACUGUUUUUACUUCCUAUCAGAAGGCCUGCUUGAAGACAUAAAGGAAUGAUACAUUAAAAUUCUUAUUAGAUACAUUCCUUCCUCCGAGGAGUAUUAGACUAGCUAAUAGUAAAGGCCUCAACAUUAUUCUUUACUUCAUGUUGAAAACAAUUACUACAGGUAUUUUAUCCACCUCAAUAUUUACCAAGGAAAUGGAAAAUAAUGAUACAGCUAUAAAAGAAAGCUAUUACUUACUGUAGUUGUAGAUGUGUUCACUACAGAAUCCUACAUUUUUCAGCAGGCCACAGUCCAGCCAAAUCCUCUAAUAUCCUUCAAAAGAAACUAUUAAAAAGGAUAGACAUUUCUGAUGUAAGUAAAACCCCCAAGCAACUUAAUAUCCAUCUGUCAGUCAUCAACUUUUCCCCUAGAUUUUUUUUUUAAACUAGUUCUGAAAGUGUCAAGAAUAGCUUCCCUUUCCACCCUACCUAGGUUCUCUCCUUGCUGGCGUAAAGGCCAAGCAGUGAAAUGAACCCUGGGUUAGGGUUAUGGUAGGCAAAAAAGAAAAGGAGAAUUUAGGAAAUAUGCUAUAAACAAGGUAGAGUACAGUGAGAGUUAAUCCUAGGCAUCCUGCCUGUCACAAGCUCCCAGUUCCUGUCAUUUUAUCUUCAUGAUUAGAACUGAUCUUCCAUUUAACUAUUACAGAAAGCAGUAACUAUUGCAACUAUUUAAUAGUUCACACAAAAGAAGUAAAAGCUUAAAAAUAAUUUUUAGGAAACACAAUAUUCAAUAACCUAAACACACUGAUAAAUUAUUAGGAUUAUUUAUGUGAUAAAUGAAAUUUCCUACCAAUCCAUCCAGCCUUUACCAGGGAAGAAAAGCAAUUAUCUCAUUUCAGAUAGAAAUACAAAAAAAAAAAAAUACUUUUCUUAGAAGCCAGAUAUGGUUUAAAUGUUUUAUUAUCCAUAAUGAUCUAAACUACUAGUAAGAUUCACCAAAAAGUAAAAAUAAAAUUCAAUUUUACAAUAUACAUUUUUUUACUAUUUGGCUUUACUUUACCUUGGUUCUCCUUACUGAAGUCCUCUUGCUUUCACUUUGAUCUGGUUUUUGAAGUCUCUUAAUUAUUGGCUGGGCAUGGUGACUCAUGCCUGUAAUCCCAGCACUUUGGGAGGCCAAGGGAGGUGAUCGCUUGAGCCCAGGAGUAAAGACCAGCCUGGGCAACAUAGUGAGACUCUGCCUCUACAAAAAAUAAACUUAGCUGGGCAUGGUGGUACACAUCUGUAGUCCUACCAACUUGGGAGGCUGAGGCAGGAGAAUCGCUUGAGCCCCAGGCCUCGAGGCUGCAGUGAGCUAUGAUUACGACACUGCACUCCAGCCUAGGUGACAGAGCAAGACCCCAUUCUCUUACAAAGUCUCUAUUAUAAAAGUACAUCCAUCAAUACCAUUCCAUUUAAGAUGGGCUAUUGUAAUAGUUUACCCACAUUAUCACAUUUUCAGGAAUUAUAAGAAUGUGUUUUAUUGUACUCCUUCCUUGGAGCUGAAUGCAAGGAAUGUGAAUUCUGAGGAAUUAAGGUAGAAUAUAUUUGACUUUCUGGUAAAGAUCAUGGUAAGUAUAAUCAUUACUGCCAAACUGGAAUUUUCAAGUUGUUAUAAUAUCCCAGGCCCCUUGAUAAAAGCUGAGGGUUAUCAUGACCUUAAUGCUAAUUCAAUGAGAAAUGAGUUUAAUAGCAUAACAUUACCAAGGUAAUCAAACUAAUAAAAUUCCAUGUAUCUUCCCUGCAUCUUAUCUAUGUCACUGUGUACCAUUCGAAGUGUUUAUAAAACUCUAGAUUCAUCAAAUGAGAUUUGCUCAGCUUUUUGAAAUGUUAAGAUGUGUUUGGAGAAGGCUGCAUGACUGUUUUUCCCUUUUAGCAAAACUAAAUAAAGUUGUCAAAUAUGAAUCAUGUUCAUUAAGGUAAUUACUACACACUUGUGCUUUUAAUCAUAUUUGCACCUCAUUUUUUUGUCUGCAAGAGUAACACUGUGAACAAGCUUGAAUGUCAGAGAAUAACUCUUUGAGCCCAUGUGAAAACUACAAAGAGGUCUUUGUAGUAAUGAUAAUAUACUGAGAAAUGAUUUCUUCAGGGGAUAGGGAAGAGGACAAGGGUUUGUGAAUGAGGUGGAGUUCACAGGAAUCAAGGUAGACUUUAGCCUCAUUUAUAAUGCAUUAUUUUAAAAGAAUGUGUAACAGCAUGUUUUGGGGUACCUAAAUUUUAUUUCAGAGGCAAGGUCUCAUUAUGUUGCCCAGACUGAGUUCAAACUCCUGAGCUUAAGUGAUCCUCCCACCUCAGCCUCCUAAGUAGCUGGGAUUACAGGCACACACCACUGUGCCCAGCUUUUAAUUUUUUUAAAAAGAGAAAAGUAUAAAAUACCAUCCAAGUAUCAGAUUUGGUUAAAAUACUAUACUUUGAACUUAGUAUUUUCUAAAGCAUUUCUAUUUGCUAUCUAUGAUAUGGUUAUGGACAAUUUAUUUUCCAUCUGAUUCCCAUAAAACUUUUACUCUUCUUCAACAAGGUCACCAUGAAAUUGUUUUAACUAAGAAUACAACGAAAUAAAAGGAAUUCUUUAUCCCUAGGACCAUACUACACCUCCUCAUGGAAAUGCAGACUUAAAGCUAACCAAAAAGAUAAAAUUGUCAGCUCUAAAACUGUUACCUAAGGUAAAAGAUCAUUUGAUCAUUUAUAUUAAUAACAAGGACUCAACAAUUCAGGAUGUGUCAUAUUAAAUGCUGUUCUUUGGUGGUUUCAAAUCCUGAUGAAGUAAAUCCAGUUACUUCAGUAAAAAUCUCUCAAUCAUCCCUCGUUAGCCAUUUGUCAGCAUUCCUAACUCGUGGUAUAAAGAAAAAUAAUAUAAAAAUCAAGGCACUGUGAUUACUCUUCCCCAGAUGUAUAUAAUACAGACCAUUCAGAGCAUGCUAUCCCAAACUCUUCAGUAUUCUACAACAUAGAAUUAGAAAACUAUCAUUUAUUGAUAGAUUUAAGGUGUAAUACAGGUUUCCAAAAAUGUGGCAGUGAGAAUACCAGCAUAAAAAAGAGAAACUUGUGCUAAAAACAACCUGAAUUCAUCAUUGGCAAUAUUACAUAACAAUCAAGGCCCUCACAUACUAAUGAUUUCCACUUUGUCUAUAUUGCCAACCUCCCAUGCAUCAAAAAAAAACAAGAUUAUCAAACUUGGGAAGCAAUAAAGUACUCUAUGAAUUUCAAGAUCAUAAUAUUAGGAAAGUUUGGUCGAUUUGCAAAAUAUAUCCUCAUCCACGUGUACAAUCUCAUUUCUAAUCAUUUUUGCAGUGAUUAUUAGUGAAUAAAGAACAGAUUUACAACUUUAUAUAGCAGGGCAUCUGGGUUCAACACAAAACUGUUACAAACGUUAGGUAAAUACAUGUUUCAUAAGACACUGCUAACACUUAAAGGAAUUAAAUAAAAUCCCAAAUCUUGGAAAGCAAAUAAAGACAAGACAACUAAGAAGCAUUUUCCACCAUUUACUCUUGUUAUCAAAAAUAGUUCAACUCUUCUUGCAAAACAAAAACAAAAUAGUACAUACUGGACACAUACAUCACAUUUUUCUUCCUAUGGCUUUAGCCCACCCCCACCCCACCAAAAGAGACCAAAAAAAAAAAAAAAGAAAAAAAAAGCCCAACAACAACAACAAAAACAA